AUGUUUAGAUCCGUCGCUACUAGAAUAUCUGCUUGCCGUGGGUUGGCAAGCAACGCUGCUCGUAAAUCGCUUACCAUUGGUCUUAUCCCUGGUGAUGGGAUAGGUAAGGAAGUCAUUCCUGCCGGUAAGCAGGUUUUGGAAAACCUGAACUCUAAGCACGGCUUAAGUUUCAAUUUUAUUGAUCUUUAUGCUGGUUUCCAAACUUUCCAAGAGACCGGUAAAGCGUUGCCUGACGAAACCAUCAAAGUAUUGAAAGACCAAUGUCAGGGUGCUCUUUUCGGUGCAGUUCAGUCUCCUACUACCAAAGUGGAAGGUUACUCUUCACCCAUUGUCGCUCUAAGGAGGGAAAUGGGACUAUAUGCUAAUGUCCGUCCUGUUAAAUCUGUGGAAGGAAGUAAGGGUAAACCAAUUGAUAUGGUCAUUGUGAGAGAAAACACCGAGGAUUUGUAUAUCAAGAUCGAAAAGACAUACAUUGACAAAGCCACAGGGACAAGAGUUGCUGACGCUAUUAAAAGAAUAUCCGAAGUUGCAACAAGAAGAAUCGCAACUAUUGCAUUGGACAUUGCUUUGCAAAGACUACAGACAAGGGGCGAAGCCACUUUAACGGUGACACACAAAUCAAACGUCUUGUCCCAAACCGAUGGUCUAUUUAGAGAGAUCUGUAAGGAUGUCUACGAAUCUAACAAAGAUAAAUAUGGCAAAAUCAACUACAACGAACAAAUUGUGGAUUCCAUGGUCUACAGAUUGUUCAGAGAACCACAAUGUUUUGAUGUGAUAGUCGCACCUAACCUAUACGGUGAUAUAUUAUCCGAUGGUGCUGCUGCAUUAGUGGGUUCUCUGGGUGUUGUUCCAAGUGCCAACGUCGGCCCCGAAAUAGUCAUUGGUGAACCAUGCCAUGGCUCUGCACCAGAUAUUGCUGGUAAGGGUAUCGCCAACCCAAUCGCCACUAUAAGGUCAACAGCCUUGAUGUUGGAAUUCUUGGGCCAUAACGAGGCUGCCCAAGACAUUUAUAAAGCCGUUGAUGCCAACUUGAGAGAAGGCGCUAUCACGACUCCUGAUUUAGGCGGUAAGGCUUCUACCCAACAAGUGGUCGAUGACGUUUUGUCAAGAUUGUGA
Molecule: messenger RNA, 1116 nt
Organism: Saccharomyces eubayanus
Lineage: Eukaryota; Fungi; Ascomycota; Saccharomycetes; Saccharomycetales; Saccharomycetaceae
Gene: LYS12
Product: homoisocitrate dehydrogenase
Exons: 1
Coding region: 1-1116 (371 amino acids)
Biological process (GO): tricarboxylic acid cycle; isocitrate metabolic process
Cellular component (GO): mitochondrion
Molecular function (GO): NAD binding; isocitrate dehydrogenase (NAD+) activity; magnesium ion binding
Source: RefSeq, a predicted model, not a curated record